GCAUCGUUAUGGUAUUGGUUCUGCUAGUGCGUCGGUCGUAUUACAUCGCAUGCGACGGCUGCAUCAACUGCUAGGAGGACCAGUCUGGACGCAGCAGUCGUUUUUCGGUAGUGUUUGGAGAUAUUGUUUUUGUUUUAUAAUUCCUUGGUUUUAUAUAAUAAUACAAAAGAUGAGUGGUAAGAAACACUUCUCCCGUGAUGAGAAAAUGGUACUAAUUGAAUUAGUGUCAUUUCACAAAUGUUUGUAUGACAGUUCGGAUAAAAAGUUUAAAGACAAUAUUGCCAAAGAUAAUGUGUGGAAAGAAAUAGCAUCUCACAUUGAGGGUAAAACAGAUGAUGAAUGCAAAAAGAAAUUCGCGAUACAUACAAGAGACUAAAAAGGAGUGUCAAAUUAGGAACUGGAUCAUCAGCAGCAGUAAAGCGCAAAAAUUGGCCUCUGUUCGAUUACCUUUCUUUUUUUGAAACGGUUUCAGAGGAAAGAAGUACGAUAUCCAACGUAGAGAAAGAGUCACAGGAAAGCAAUGAGAAGGCGAUUUCUGAUGCAGACCAUAAUUUGGUAGGAGAAACGCAAAGUACAAUUCUACAAUUCAAACAUUCUAUUGCCACGCCGUCAACGUCCAGUGUGGCAAGUACCUACACCCCUGUCAGAGCCCAUAAGAGAAAAAUGGCUGACAACAUUUCAAAAUUACUUGAAGAGAACAAAAAGGCCAGAGAGAAAAUCGUCGAAAAAUUUCUGGAUAAAACCAAUAUUCCUCAAGAAGACGAUGUAGAUGUGUUAAGUGUCAAACGACUUCCCCCGCAUUUAAUCGCAAAAGCAAAACUUCGACAUUUAGAAACUGCGAAUGAGUUACAAUUGCUAGCUAGCAUCUCAACCAAAGGAUUUACCUUAACAGCAAAACAGGUCUUCAUUAAAUAGCUGUGAAGAGUUGCAAUGGCAAGGUAUAAUAAUAAUCAGGAUCAAUACGACCAAUUACGAUAUCUUAAUUUAGAUUAAAGUUAAAGCGUAUCUGUUAUUUGUCAUAAAAAAAUAAAUAUUUUUUCAUUUACCUUAA
Messenger RNA from Psylliodes chrysocephalus, 1051 nucleotides. Lineage: Eukaryota; Metazoa; Arthropoda; Insecta; Coleoptera; Chrysomelidae. The record is from the annotation of a GenBank genome assembly.